Molecule: messenger RNA, 3191 nt
Organism: Rana temporaria (common frog)
Lineage: Eukaryota; Metazoa; Chordata; Amphibia; Anura; Ranidae
Product: palmitoyltransferase ZDHHC3-like
Exons: 9
Coding region: 171-1034 (287 amino acids)
Molecular function (GO): palmitoyltransferase activity
Source: RefSeq, a predicted model, not a curated record
CAUUCCCCACAAUGCACCGCCCGGUCUCCAUAGAGAUGCUCCACACCGGAAGUGGAGGAUGACAGGCGGUCAGGUGACCGUCUGAUGGCGGAAGUGCCGGGCUGGGCGUGGCUGCGGCUCGGAGCGGGCGUGUGGUUGGUGGAGAGUGGUGGAGGGGGAGGAGCCGGGUGAUGGCGCUGUGUGUACGGGACCCGUGCGGGCUGCUCUGCCUCCUCCUCACCUACCUGAGUGUCGGCUACUCCGAGUACGUCAUCCUCCGACACAUCCUGCUGGAGGACUACGCCGGGAGUGUCUGGUGCCCGCUCCAUGCCGUCCUCUAUAAUCUCAUCGUCUUCAUGCUGCUGCUCUGCCACACCCGGGCCGUCUUCUCCGAUCCAGGUGUCGUACCGCUGCCGGAAAUGGCCAUCGACUUCUCGGAUCUGCGCGGCACGCCACGCAAAAACGACCGGGGCAAUGAAGACUGGACGGUGUGCAAUCGCUGCGAGACGUACCGCCCCCCGCGGGCGCACCACUGCCGGAUCUGCCACCGCUGCAUCCGCCGCAUGGACCACCACUGUCCCUGGAUCAAUAAUUGUGUCGGCGAGCUCAACCAGAAAUACUUCAUCCAGUUCCUCUUCUAUACCGCUCUGGCCAGCUUGUACUCCAUGGGUCUCGUCUUGGGAACGUGGCUUCUGCCGGCACUGAGGGGCGGCGACGCGGAGGACGCGGUGAAGGCGGGACAAGUACGCAGCCACGUGCAGAUAGCUCACUGUAUCCUCCUAUUGGUGGAGUCCGUCCUCUUCGGACUCUUCGUCACCGUUAUUUUCUACGAUCAGAUCGUUUCCAUCAUCACGGACGAGACCCCCAUCGAGCAGCUGCGCAACAAACUGCUUAAGGAGGCGCGCAAGGAGGUGACGCACAGCCGCAAGCCGAAGAUGGCGCUCCUGCGGGAAGUCUUCGGCAGAGGUUUCAUCAUCUGCUGGUUUUGCCCGUUGGUCACCCCCCCAUCCUCGGGGGGUCCGGCGUACAGCUACCUCCCGGACUAUGACGUAUAGAGGUCCUUGUAGGCGGAGCCUGACCUAUCCUGAGAUCUCCGGCCGCCUCCUCCUUCGAGCUUCUCUCUCUUCUUACCUCUUCUCUAAGGGCCGGAGUGUUGGCUCCGCCCGCUGUCCUCUGGGCAGCCAUCCGAUUGGUCAGUAUAUUGAAGGGGGGGGGGGUCCGGCUCGCUGCUGGCCCCCCUCCCCCUGUGGCCCCCUGUGGUCUUUGCACUGUGCGACGUCACACUAUGGAAUACUUGCUACCGAAAAAACUGCUGAAGCCGAACCGCGAUUUGUCAGUUUGGGCGCCUCGUGUUAAAGGGCCAGUCCACCCUAAACUGAUACGCCGGCAAAGCUGAAUCGUCCUGCAGGCAUUAUGAUUCUGAAUCCCCCCAUCCCCCCACAAGGCGGGGGCGGAGUCUCACAUCCUCUGCUGCAGUUGCUGCUGUAGAAGAACCUGCUGCCUUCCGCUUAGAGGGGGAAUAUCCGUUUCUGGGUGGAGUGACCCUUUAAACUUUUAUUUCCUGUGGUUUUCAUAAUCAUGUUUAUGUCGGGCUGCUGCUGCGCCCUCCUGGAUGCGAUCGCGCACAUGAAAGGAGGCGGGGCCAACAGCAAUCCAUUACGAUUUAAGUGAAGUAUUAUGACAAAAAUAAAAAAUUCUAAUGCUCCACCCAAAGAUAUUGGGUGGAGCUAAUUACGAGUUUACCAAAAGCAUAAUUUGGUAUUAGGGCGGAGCUUUAGGUUGGCGUGACCAAUUUACAGCCUGCGGCCGGGAUGGUAACGGUCCGUGUCGGUGGCAAUAAUUAUAUACACUCUGUGGCCAGAAAAAUAGAAGCCCCGCCCCUGAGCAUUGCUCAAUGGCUAGAAACCUAAAAAAAAAAAAACACCCCUGAGCAUUGCACAAUGGCCAGCAAAUUUGAAGCCCCACCCCUGAGCAUUACACAAAGGCCAGAAACCUUGAAACUCCACCCCUGAGCAUUGCACAAUGGCCAGCCCAUUGGAAACCCCACCCCUGAGCAUCACACUAUGACCAGAAACCUGGAAUACCCCACCCCUGAGCAUUGCACAAUGGCCAGCCCAUUGGAAACCCCCACCCCUGAGCAUUGCACAAUGGCCAGCCCAUUGGAAACCCCCACCCCUGAGCAUUGCACAAUGGCCAGAAACCUGGAAUACCCAACCCCUGAGCAUCACACAAUGGCCGGAAACAAAGAAACCCCAUCCCUGAGCAUUGCACAAUGGCCAGCCAAUUGUAAACCCCAUCCCUGAGCAUCACACUAUGGCCAGAAACAUGGAAUACCCCACCCCUGCGCAUCAUACAAUGGCCAGAAACAUAGAAACCCCACCCCUGAGCAUCGCUCAAUGGCUCGAGACCUAGAAGAAGAAAAAAACACCCCUGAGAAUUGCACAAUGGCCAGCAAAUAAGAGACCCCACCCCUGAGCAUCACACAAAGGCCAGAAACAUAGGAACCCCACCCCUGAGCAUUGUACAAUGGCCAGCCAAUUGUAAACCCUACCCCUGAGCAUCACACUAUGGCCAGAAACAUGGAAUACCCCACCCCUGAGCAUUGCACAAUGGCCAGCCAAUUGGAAACCCUACCUUUGUGCAUCACACAAAGGAUAGAAACCCCACCCCUGAGCAUCACACAAAGGAUAGAAACCCCACCCCUGUGCAUCACACAAAGGCCAGAAACAAAGAAAUCCCACCCCCUGAGCAUCACACAAUGACUAGAAACCCCACCCCUGUGCAUUGCACAAUGGCCAGCCAAUUGGAAACCCCACCCCUGCACAUCGCACAAAGGAUAGAAACCCCACCCCUGUGCAUCAUACAGUGGCCAGAAACAUAGAAACCCCACCCCUGAGCAUCACACAAAGGCCAGAAACAUAGAAACCCCACCCCUGUGCUUUGCACAAUGGCCAGCCAAUUGGAACCCCACCCCUGAGCAUCACACAGUGGCCAACAAAAGAGAAACCUCCCUAAUCAUCGCUCAAUGGCCAGAAACAUAGGAACCCCCGAUCAUCGUUCUAUGGCCAGAAACAUAGAAACCCCCGAUCAUCGCUCUAUGGCCAGAAACAUAGGAACCCCCGAUCAUCGCUCUAUGGCCAGAAACAUAGGAACCCCCGAUCAUCGCUCUAUGGCCAGAAACGUAGGAACCCCCGAUCAUCGCUCUAUGGCCA